Messenger RNA from Cryptotermes secundus, 3693 nucleotides. RefSeq names its product xaa-Pro aminopeptidase ApepP (gene ApepP). Gene Ontology annotation, molecular function: metalloaminopeptidase activity. NCBI's taxonomy places the organism in Eukaryota, Metazoa, Arthropoda, Insecta, Blattodea, Kalotermitidae. The record is from RefSeq and is a predicted model, not a curated record.
UUUGGUUUAUGCAGAACACCAUGUGAAAAGCAGGUUCAGCAGUGGUUACCAGAUUGUUAGUAAGGAUGUCACAUCUGAGGAACUUGAGUGCUAGGCUCCAGAAGUUGAGAUCCCUUAUGCAAAAUGUAAAAUAUGUGAACGAACCGCUACAGGCGUACAUUAUUCCAUCAGGAGAUGCUCAUCAGAAUGAGUUUUUGGCAGACUGUGACAACCGACGAGCUUAUAUUUCCGGCUUCACUGGUUCUGCUGGAACUGCGAUCGUCACAGAAAAUGGGGCAUAUAUGUGGACGGAUGGGCGUUACUUCCUACAGGCUUCUGAAGAAAUGGAUCAGAACUGGACCCUAAUGAGAGAAGGCAUCCAAAGCACUCCAACACAAUCUGCAUGGUUGACUAGAACUCUGCCUGCUGGAUCUCGAGUUGGUGCGGACCCAAAUCUCGUUAUGUAUAGUACGUGGAAGCCUCUGCAGACAGAUCUUGAGGCAGCAGGAAUCUUCCUUGUCCCCAUCACCACGAACCUCGUAGAUCUUAUCUGGGACAACAAGCCAGCAGUGCCAUGCAACACCAUUCACCCACUGUCUGUCAAGUACACAGGCAAAACAAGUGACGUGAAAGUGAAAGAGGUGAGAGCUGAAAUGAAAGAAAAGGGAGCAAGGCUGUUGGUGGUCUCUGCCCUUGAUGAAAUUGCUUGGCUGCUGAAUGUGAGGGGGUCAGACAUUAGUUACAACCCAGUCUUCUUCUCUUAUGUCAUCCUCUCUAUGGAUCAAGUGCAUCUGUUUGUUGAGGAGGCUAAACUCACGCCAGCAGUCUAUAAUCAUUUCACUGUUGAAAACUUGCAAGUUACAAUUCAUCCAUAUGAUAAACUUCAGUCAUUUCUUACUGAUGAGAUUUCAUGUCAAGAUGGAAAAAUUUGGGUGAGUCCAGACUCCAGCUACGCUCUCUCAGCAGCCAUCCCAGAGAAAUUACGUAUCGGAGAGUUGACACCCAUCCCUGUCAUGAAAGCAAUAAAGAAUCCUGUUGAAAUCCAAGGUAUGAUCAAUGCCCAUAUUCGGGAUGCUGCUGCUGUGUGUUGCUACUUUGCGUGGCUUGAGAAGGAGGUUGUAAAGGGCACGGUCACCGAGUGUUCAGGUGCACAGAAACUGGAACAGUUCAGGAGAGAGCAGGAGGACUUUGUGGGGCCUAGCUUUGAGACAAUAUCAUCAGUUGGCCCCCAUGCUGCUAUUAUUCACUACAAACCAUGUGCAGAAACUGACAGGCAGAUAACAGCAGAGGAAGUAUACCUCUGUGAUUCUGGUGGCCAGUACAAGGAUGGUACCACAGAUAUCACAAGAACCAUCCACCUAGGAACACCUUCACAGUAUGAGCAGGAAUGUUUCACACGAGUGUUUAAAGGACAGUGCUUCUUUGGUACAAGUGUCUUCCCUUCAAAGACCAAGGGCAAUUGUCUAGAUACGUUGGCCCGGAAGUACCUGUGGGACGUGGGCCUGGACUACAUGCAUGGGACAGGCCAUGGGAUAGGCAUGUACCUGAAUGUACAUGAAGGACCUAUGGGAGUGUCAUGGAGAGUGUAUCCAAAUGAUCCUGGGCUCCAGGAAGGCAUGUUCUUGUCAAAUGAGCCUGGGUUCUAUGAAGAUGGGAAGUUUGGCUGUCGUAUAGAAGACAUUGUACGGAUAGUUCGGGCAAAUGUGCCUUACAACUUCAAGAUGCUUAACUACCUUACAUUUGAGACUGUAUCAUUAGUUCCAAUUCAGACUAAGAUGUUGCUGCCUGAAAUGCUCACUGGGAAAGAGAUUACACAUCUGAAUGAAUAUCACUCUAGAUGUCGAGAGGUUGUGGGUCCGCUCCUCAAGAAGAUGGGCCACAACGAAGCUCUGGAGUGGUUGUACCGUGAAACAGAACCAAUUGGCUGAAGAUAUCAGUUUUACAUCAAAUCGUAUACAUAAAGAGGGAUAUACUGUGGGGUAUAGCUUGCAAUCCAUCGGUAUUUAUUACAAAUAUAUUACACCUCUGUGGGAAAAGUGACACAAGUCAAAACUUCGCAAUUUUCAGGAAGCUGCCUUCAAGUAAAUGACAUUAUGAGCAGCAUUCAGUGUACCGAGCACAGUCAUCGGUGAGCAGAUUAUCCAAUUCUUGUGACGAGAAGUGUGGACAUUUAUUCAGAUCACUCCCAAUCUUGUAGUCUAGAUAGCUGUCAUUCUUAUCAUUGUCUUGUUUGGAAAAUGGAUCAUGUUAGGAAUCAGCUGAUUUACCAGCAUUUAUCUCAUGCCUUCAUGAAGCAGUUUAUGUUUCCAAGUUACAACUCCCUUGUUGUCUUCUGUGCUAUGGUUUCCUGCGUCUCUUCAAGCUGCUAUUUUCCAUCCCUUAUGAAUGACAUGCAUUCUUUUCCAGUUAUUUCCUCAUAUUCUUUCAACUUUUAUCCUCCAUCUCUUCUGAGUGAUUUAUGUUCUUUUUCAGUUACUUUUUCUCUACACACCCUUCUUGUAUCAGUUCAGAAUGUCUUAUUUUCAUCUGCAGCAGUUUCUUUUAUUCUUUUCUUCCUGACUUGUUUUUCUUCAGCACUGCUUUUAUUAAGAAACAAGAGUAUGGUUCAUAGAGUGUUGUGCCAAGCCAGAUAUGAUACAGAGAAUGAUAACAAUACAAUGGCAACAGAAGGCAAAUUUGCAAACCUCAAGAACCAACCAUAAGUCUGGAAAAAAAAAAGAUUCAGUUACAUAUAAAAUGUGACUGAGAAUUUGCAAAGAAAGACCUCUUCUGAAAUGGAAAAGCGUGGUUACUGUGUCUGUGACAAGUGUCAUCUCCAUUGCAAACCGUAUGACGUUUAGCGAGCUGCAAGUCAAAAUGUUUCUGUGCCAGAGUAACAUGUUUUAAGGAAGAAACAUAACUUUAUUUAUGUUGCAUUUCCUGAUUUUAAAGUACAUGCGGUCACAUAUUUCUAAAGGUCAUAACUAAAAUCAUUAAUUUUUUAUUUGUGUCAUUGUCCUCCCAGGGGUGUGGUAUGUAUAUGUACACACAUGUACAUAGAAAUUGAAUGUUAUAUUGCGCUUGUUGAUAAUUAAAUACUUGAUAUUUCAAGUAACAGCUUUUGAGCAGUUUAGUAGCCAGUAUUAAUUACGCAGUUAUUGUUUUUAACUGAGGGUGCUUUUUUAUAAUGGUCACAAGUGCAUGUACUAUGUUCAUCACUGUAAGAUUUUAGUCUCAAAAAGCCAAGUAAUUACAGAAUAAGUCUCAGGUUCUCACACUGGUGAAUACCAGUCUUCUGCGAUAGUUCUGCAGAGAGGCAUGAAUCUUGUGUGUGCAUUGGUAGCAAGUCUGGUCUUCUAUUUCCUCUGUAUGUGUCACUUUACUCCCUACAACUUGCUCAUUUACCCUGAUGAUGGAACCAUCAGCAGUUCUGAAAUAUGUAUAGAUUUCUUAUGAUAUUGACAAAUUUUGUGACACCUGUGGGUAAGAGCUGCUGGAACUGUAAGGUACAGUGUCUGGUGACCACAAUAAGUUAUAUUUGGUUUUGUUAUAGGUGAUUUAUUCUGUCUCCCUUUUUUUUCAGGACAGGGAAAGAAAUAAAAAUAAAGGGAGGAUGUAUUUUACUGGGGAUGUCUUUCAAAGAUGUAAUUUUCUUAGCAAAAAAGUGUUUUAUAAUCAGUUACAUGUCUUUUAUAACCAAUUAAUUAGCAAUAAAGGUCAUAUGUGCAGACCAUA